Messenger RNA from Candidozyma duobushaemuli, 2655 nucleotides. RefSeq lists its product as uncharacterized. NCBI's taxonomy places the organism in Eukaryota, Fungi, Ascomycota, Pichiomycetes, Serinales, Metschnikowiaceae. The coding region runs from base 1 to 2655 and encodes 884 amino acids. The record is from RefSeq and is a predicted model, not a curated record. The transcript has a single exon.
AUGACUUUGAUCUCCAAGUUCAGUAGCACUUUGGCUACCACACUCGCUUUAUUGUCGACCGCUAACGGUCUUGACAUCAGAGAGAACACCAUCUAUCGUGAUCUCACCUCCGCUGACUUCAAGGACCUUUACAUCGACCAGGGCACUUUCUUGACCCUUCUCAACAUCGGGCAGAUCACCAACGACGGUAUUUUCUACAACAGAGGUGAAUUCUACGUUGCCUCCAACAACUACAAGUCUGUCAACUACGACCAGUCCGGAUCCACCUUCAACAACGACGGUAAGAUCUCGUUCGACUCCAGAGACGCCAAUGACGUUGGCAAGCUCAACAUCAGAGUCAAGGACUUCAAGAACGACGGUGAGAUCUGGGCCGGUACCUCGGACUCCAAGUUCUUCCCCAAGAUCGGCCUUGAGGCCACCAAGUCGUGGGAGAACAACGGUAAGAUCAGCUUUGCCCAGGCCCGUGGUGACCCUGGUUUGGUUGCCUUCAACGACCUCACCUUUGACAUCACCAACAACGGUGCCAUCUGUCUUGACAACGUGCAGUGGUCUCAGUUGCCCACCGUCAAGGGUCCUGGUAGUAUCACUCUUGGUGACAACUCCCGUUUGGACUUGAACAAGCUUCUUGCCAUCCAGGACAGACAGACCAUCUCCUUCAGCGGUCUGGGUGCCACCCUUUACAUCUUGGGUUUGACCCAGUCGCUCACGGGUACCAGAACCUACAAUCUUGCUGGUUUCGGUGGUGACAACCAGAUCUUCAUCAACCUCGGCUACACCUCCCACUCCUACUCGGGCGACACCUUGACGCUUUCCUUCUUCUUUGGUCUCUUCAAGAUCGACUUUGUCGUUGGCGAGGGCUACAACGAGGACGGUUUCACCAACAACGGUAUUUUCGGCGGUGGUUUCACCAUCAAGUACAACGGCACCGCUCCUCAGCCAGUUCCUGAGAAGUUCUUGUGUGACCCAUUCCCCGAGCCCAAGACCGCUGCCGACGUGACCUCGUCUGCUGCUUCCCUGGCCACUUCUGCGAUUUCUUCGAUCUCGUCGUCGCUCGCUUCUGAGGCUUCUUCGGUGAGGUCUGAGAUUUCUGCUUCUGCCAGCUCAGUGGCCUCGUCUGUUUCGUCUGCGGCCACCUCCGCUUCUUCUGCUGCUUCCGAGAUCUCGUCUGCCGCUUCGUCUGGUGUUUCGUCUGCUUCGUCUGCCGCUUCGUCUGCCGUUUCAGAUGCCUCUUCCGCUGUUUCAUCUUCUGUUCCAGAUGCCUCUUCUGCUGUUUCGUCUGCUGCUUCCUCGGUCUUGUCUUCUGUGGAAUCCACCGCCACUGAAUCCACCAGUGACGCCGUGGACUCUGCUACUUUCGUUUCUGAGUCGACUUCGGACGCCGUGGACUCUGCUACUUUCGUUUCUGAGUCGACUUCGGACGCCGUGGACUCUGCUACUUUCGUUUCUGAGUCGACUUCGGACGCCGUGGACACCGCCUCCUACCAGUCUGCCUCCACCUCCGACGACGUGGACUCCGCUGAGUACCAGUCGGCUCCAACCACCUACACCACCGAUGUCGUUUCCACCAACUCCGACGGCGCUGUCUCCACUUACCCUGGUGAGGUUAUUGUCUCGACCGGCACCGACGGCAAGCCCACCACUGUGACUGCUGCUCCAGGCGUGACUGCUGCUCCUACCACCUACACCACCGGUAUUGCUACCACCAACUCGGACGGCUCUGUGGGCACCAUUCCAGCUGAGAUCAUCGUUUCUACUGGCCCAGACGGCAAGCCAACCACCCACACCUCCGCUGUCGGCCCCGACUCCACCGUCACCGAGGGCCACACCCUCACCCAGUGGGAGACUCACUGCCCAGUCUGCCCUGGCGGUGUUUCUUCUGCUUCCGGCUGGGUCUACACCAAGACCCUCGAGGGCACCGUCACUCUCACCACCGAGGUGUGUCCUCCAGGCGCCACCUACUCCGAGCCUACUGGCGAUGUUCCAGCUCCUGCUCCUACCGGCUCCACCUGGACCACGGUGCACCACGGCACCACCGAGUCUGGUGUGGUGGGCUCCACUGUCGAGGGCACCAAGACCGUCUACCUCUCGACGACUUUCCCCAAGGAGACUGCUCCAGUUUCCACCGCUCCAGGCCCAGCCCCAGCUCCAGGUUCUGAGGGUCCAGCUCCAGGCACCGAGGGUCCAGCUUCUGGUCCAGCUCCAUCUGGUACUGCCCCAGCUCCAUCUGGUCCAGCUCCAUCUGGUACUGCCCCAGGUGCUCCAGGUGCCCCAGCCCCAUCUGGUCCAGCUUCUGCUCCAGGUGCUCCAGCUCCUUCUGGUCCAGCUUCUGCUCCAGGUGCUCCAGCUCCUUCUGCUUCUGCUCCUCAUGCUUCUGCCCCUGGCGCUCCAGUUCCCUCUGCUCCUCAUGCUUCCGCUCCUGGUGAGCCAGCUCCUUCCGCUUCAGCAGGCUCUGAGGGCCCAGCUCCUUCCGCUUCAGGCCCAGCUCCAUCGACUGUUGCUGGCGAGAGCUCCCCAGCUCCUUCUGUUGUUCCAGCCUCCUCGGCUCCAGCUCCCGCCUCCUCGGCCCCUGCUGUGUCUUCCUACGAGGCUGGCGCUGCCGCCAAGGUCGUCAACUACUCUUGGUUGCUUGCCUUGGCUGGUCUUGCUCUUUUCUAA